This is a messenger RNA of Onychomys torridus (southern grasshopper mouse), 617 nucleotides long. It is a transcript of the gene Cmc2, whose product is annotated as C-X9-C motif containing 2. The record is from RefSeq and is a predicted model, not a curated record. The transcript has 4 exons. Gene Ontology annotation, cellular component: mitochondrion. The coding region runs from base 110 to 349 and encodes 79 amino acids. NCBI's taxonomy places the organism in Eukaryota, Metazoa, Chordata, Mammalia, Rodentia, Cricetidae.
AGAGCCGUUCUCCUGGCGGAGCUGCGGGCUCGAUGCCGGUGACAUUUCUAUCAGUGUUUCCCGUGGGGGCUAAGCGGCGGUCGCCCUGCGUUUAUUCGUCCUCCUAAAGAUGCAUCCUGACUUGUCUGCACACUUGCACACUGAGGAAUGCAACGUCUUGAUUAACUUGCUCAAGCAAUGUCACAAAAAUCACAACAUUCUGAAAUUUUUUGGUCAUUGCAACGAUCUUGAUCGGGAAAUGAGAAAGUGCUUGAAGAAUGAGUAUACAGAGAAGAGGACCAGGAGCAGGGAGCAUGGUGCCGCCAUGCGAAAGAGGCUUUCUGACCUUCCAGAGGAAGCUGGAAGAUAGGUCCACUGGAUGCCUUGACUGGAGGCCUGAAGAGGGCUAGUAGCUGGAAAAAUCCUUUCCUUUUGGUCUCUACAACCGUUUGAAUGAAAAAUGACCCCCGAGGAACUGAACCAUGAAGAAACAUAAGAAGGUGGAUUCUCAGUACUUGCUGAACAAAAGCCUUUAUUUAGUGCCAUGGGCUGUGACUGCCAAACAGUUUCCUCUGCUUCUGCCCUGGGUCUCCAUCCACCUAGUACUGACUCACCUCCCGAAAUAAAGUAAUCGGACA